AUGGAUAAUGAUGUAUUAAUUAAAAUUCAGGAAACGCCAGAAAAAAUAAUUCGAAAACGACAAAUUCAAAAGAAACAAAAUUUUAGAAGAACUACGACAACACCUAUUCCGACAACCAUUAAAUCAAAAAUAUUAACUACAAAAUUGCCUUUAUUAACAACAACAACAAGUCGUCCGAUAUUACCAACAAAACGACCAAUAUUAACCACGACAACGACUUUGCCUAUUCAAAAAAAUAAUUUUAUUAAUUCUAAUAUUGAUAUUCCUCCCAAUUAUAUUCCUGCGAAACAACCAAAUUUACAAGUUAAAAAUAAUUAUUUAAAAGGAGAAAAAGGAAUGCCUGGAGAAAAAGGAAUGCCUGGAGAAAAAGGAAUGCCUGGACUUAAAGGAAUGGAUGGAUUUCCUGGGCCACAAGGGAUGAAUGGAAUACCUGGGAAAAAUGUAAAAGGAGAAAAAGGAGAUGCUGGAGUGCCAGGACAACCAGGAUUAGGAGGAUUGCCAGGAAUUAGAGGCAAAGACGGUAAAGUAGGAUUACCAGGGCUACAGGGAAUGACGGGCCCUAAAGGUGAAAAAGGAAUUGUUGGGAUAAAUGGAAUUAAUGGACAACCAGGAGUGCCUGGGCUGCAAGGGCCAGCCGGGGUGAAAGGCGAAAGAGGCAGCCCAGGACUGAAUGGAAAAGAUGGCGUACCAGGGCCAAAGGGUGAUCCUGGAACGUGGGAUGAGAAUUUAAAUCCCUUAACUUAUAAACGAGAUCUGUUUGACCCGGAGGAAGCACAGAAUGAGAGGGACCGAAUUAUGGAACAAAAUCAUGAGAAAAGUAGACUAAAUUAUUUGGCUUGGCAAGAAUCGCAGGAAAGGGAGAAAAUUAUGCGUCAACAGUGGAUGGAUUCAUGUUUAACUAAAAAUCACCAACUUGGAGUAGCAAAAAUUUUGGCAGAACAAAAUCCUAGGGGAGCUGCUAGAUUGCUUUAUGGACGUCAAGAUAUUACUGCAUUUCUGGAAAAAGAUAUUAAAUUAAAAUGGACAUUAAGUUUGUGUACCCCUGUAGAAAUUGAAAAAAUAUUUUGGGAGCAAGAAAUUAAUGGAAAUUGUUAUAACUUAUUACCUAUUAAAGUCAAAGGGAAAAUUCUUUUCGCAUCUCCAGGAAGUCCUGAUUUAAUUUCCGAAGCAAAAAUAAUACCGUGCGACAAGGAUAAAAUUGUCGAAAAUAAAACAAAAAUUUUGGAUUUUAACCAAAAACAACAUUCUUUAUUUAUUAAACCAAUAAUUGAUUUAAAGACAGGAAUUAUUUUCAAAGCAGAAAACACUUUUGAAAAAGAAAAAUUAACCAUGAAAGGAGAUUUACAAAAAUUUUCAGAUUUAUUACAGCAGUCACACUUGAAUUUGCCUAUGGAUAUUCCCCAACCAGAAGUUGAACAAGUCAUGACUGGAAUAUUUGGAGCGAUAGAUUUAUUCCCGGAAGGAGCAAAAAAUAUUACAUCAGAUGUGGCGCAAGGUAUAAGAGAUGGUAUGAGUAAUGGAAUUGAAAUAGGAAAAGAAAUGGCUGUAAAUAUUAAAGAAAAAGGGAGUGAAAUUAUUUCAGAUGCGAAAGAAAUUAUUGAAGAAAAAUGGACAUUGAUGACAAGAUUAUAUUGGCUUUUAAUUACUUUUGGAAUAUUGGCGGCACUCUCAAUAAUUACUUAUUUAUCUUGGAAAUUUCGUAUAAUUUUUAUUUUAUUAUGGAAAGGAAUUAUGUUGGGAAGAUCAUUGGCUAGAAUUUUUCUUACUAAAAAUACAAAUGAAAAUAAUAAAAGAAAAGAAAUAAAAAUUGCAGCAGUUGAAUUGCAAGAAUUAAAUCCAAAGCCUUCUGCACCAACAUUAGAACAAUUAGAGGAAAAAGCUUAUAUAUUAGAUUAUAUUCCCUCAAUUUGUUCAGUGAAAAGUCGGAAACGAUGUUAUAUUGAAGUACUUUUGGAAGGGAAAAGACAAAAAGCGCUGGUGGAUUGUGGUGCUGAUAUUUCUUAUUGUGGAAAAUCCGUGGCUAUAAAAUGUGGAUUGAAAAUUAAACCAGGAGAUGUUCCUUUGGCUUGGGCUGCAAAUUCCACCCCAAUUUCAUUUUUAGGCUCAGCUAUGGCAAAUGUGACAAUGCGUGCCCUGGAGGUUUGGUAAUAGGAACCGAUUUAAUGGAGGAAAAGGAAGAAAUUCACCUAAAUUUUAAA
Meloidogyne enterolobii is the source of this 2198-nucleotide messenger RNA. The record is from the annotation of a GenBank genome assembly. NCBI's taxonomy places the organism in Eukaryota, Metazoa, Nematoda, Chromadorea, Rhabditida, Meloidogynidae.